UGUGCAACAAAAUUUAGUGUGGCAACAACCAUAAAAAUAACUUAAGUUGUUGAUAUUACAAAUACAUUUAAAACGCUGACAGCCUUAAGUGGCAGCCCAAAGCGCUAGGAGCUGUCCCACCAAGCAGCUCAAGUGGCCAACCACACAGACAAACACACAUAAACCAGAGGGAAAGAACGGAAGUGUCGGCCCACAGCGUCCUUGACAAAGAGACGGACGCAGACACAAAUCAGUUCAAAGUGAAAAGCUAAGAAGAAGCAGCAGCUGAAGAUGAAUUGGACGCGCGUGUUGCUAAUCGCUGUGGCCGCUUUCGGUCUGUUGGCUGUGGAAGUUGCAUCACUCUCACUGGAUCCAGUCGCAUCCUCUGAGCUGGAGCAGUACAUACGCAAAGGCGAUGUUGUUAUAUCCACACGCCACAUCAGGCCUCGACGCAAGCUGCACAUAUCGAUUGAGGCGCUGUUCAUGAUUGACUUUCCCAUGCUGAAGCACAAGAUGUCCUUCUUUCUGGAUCGCAAGCAGCAGCGCGUUACGUUGGACAUCAGUGCCAAUGGAGCGACAGAGUCACGCAAUUUCGAGAUACCCAACAUCAAUGAGACGAGCACCAUCAGAUCGCUGGCACUGCAGUUCAACAAGAAUCGCAUUACAUUGUAUGUGGACUGCAAGGCGAGCACCCAUCACGAUUUGGAUAUGAGUUUGACUAAACUCUAUACGCAAAUGGAUGAUCCAGUGAUUAAGCUGUUCCGUGAGCGCAAGUAUCCAUUGCACUUUGAUGCGGACAUGGAGCACUCGCUGCAGCGCGCCAAUUGCCAGAAGGGUUCGCAUCGUCGUGGCAAUCGUCGCAUGUUGCGCAACAAGAUCACCGAACGUGAGAAGAACAAGAAACGCGAUGUGCGCAGCAAUUGGUAUCACGAGCCAACCUUGGCCCGCGACUCUGCUGUCGAUCAGCGCCAGCAGGAAAUACCUACAGACUCCGAGCGUGGCGAUAUUCCCAUUCUGCAUGGCGACUGCGAAGACGCCCUCGCACGCUCGCUGAGCGAUCUGCUGGCAUUGGUUAAGCUGCUGCGCGAAGACGUCGCCCACCAGCGUCAGGAGAUUGCCUACUUGCGCAUGCUGCUGGAGAACUGUGCGGGCUGCAAGGAGCCCAGCGGCGAUAAUCACAUACGCCUCGAGCCCAACUGCCGCAGCGCAAAUCCUUGUUAUCCUGGCGUUGAUUGCCAUGAGACUGCCUCGGGACCAAGGUGCGGCCGUUGUCCUGCCGGCUACAUAGGCGAUGGCAAGCUCUGCAAGCUCGGCGUCAGUUGCUACGAUCGCCCUUGCUUCACAGGCGUUCAGUGUCACGAUACUGUAAACGGUGCUCAGUGUGACUCCUGUCCAACUGGCUAUGAAGGUGAUGGACGCACAUGUUCGAUACGUAAUCCUUGCCUGGACACACCAUGCCCCUCAGGCAACGUUAUACUGCCCACGCAUAAUGUGCAACAAACCUAUUCGAGGCAGAGUCAAUUCACGGCACGCAAAUAUUCGGUCGUUACGAACUGA
Messenger RNA from Drosophila busckii, 1536 nucleotides. RefSeq lists its product as uncharacterized. Lineage: Eukaryota; Metazoa; Arthropoda; Insecta; Diptera; Drosophilidae. The transcript is spliced from 10 exons. The record is from RefSeq and is a predicted model, not a curated record. Bases 271 to 1536 code for a protein of 421 amino acids.